AUGAACCUAAAGAUGAGACGUCUGUCCAGGAAGAAAGCUCUGAGCCUGGUGAAGGAGCUGGACGCCUUCCCGAAAGUGUCGGAGAGCUACGUGGAGACAUCGGCAUCCGGAGGAACAGUGUCCCUCAUAGCCUUCAGUGCCAUGGCACUUCUGGCCGUCUUUGAGUUCUUUGUUUAUCAAGAUACUUGGAUGAAGUACGAGUAUGCGGUUGACAAGGAUUUUUCAAGUAAACUACGGAUAAACGUCGACAUUACGGUGGCCAUGACCUGCCAGCAUGUGGGCGCCGACAUUCUGGACCUGGCUGAGACAAUGAUCACGUCCAACGGGCUGCAGUACGAGCCUGUCAUUUUUGACCUGAGCCCACAACAGAGAGCUUGGCAAAGGACAUUGCAUCUCAUCCAGAGCAGGCUGAGGGAGGAACAUGCGCUACAGGAAGUCCUGUACAAAGCGCUGCUGAGAGGAGCUCCUACCGCUCUGCCUCCACGAGAGGAUGACCCAACGGAGCCACUCAACGCCUGCAGGAUUCAUGGACACGUCUACGUUAAUAAAGUGGCUGGAAACCUACACAUCACAGUUGGAAAGCCGAUUUACCAUCCUCAAGGCCAUGCGCACAUUGCAGCUUUUGUGAGCCACGAAUUGUAUAACUUUUCCCACAGAAUAGACCAUUUGUCUUUUGGCGAGGUGAUACCAGGCAUCAUCAAUCCUCUGGACGGCACGGAGAAAAUCACUUUCAACAAUAACCAGAUGUUCCAGUACUUCCUCACAGUGGUGCCCACCAGACUGAACACCUACAAGAUUUCUGCCAGCACUCACCAGUUCUCUGUGACCGAGCGGGAGCGGGCGAUAAACCACGCGGCCGGCAGCCACGGCGUCUCUGGCAUUUUCGUUAAAUAUGACACCAGCUCUCUGAUGGUGACGGUCAGCGAGCAGCACAUGCCGCUGUGGCAGUUCCUGGUGAGACUCUGCGGCAUAGUCGGGGGGAUAUUCUCCACAACAGGCAACGCUUUCUUUUUCUUUUUUUUCAAAGGCAUGAUUCACGGCUUUGUCGGCUUCUGCUUUGACAUCGUCUGCUGUCGCUUCAGACUGGGAGCCUACAGGCCCCGGGAGGACGCGCAGCCACACAACCAGAUGAACAAUGUGAGCAACCACCUGACCCCUCUGCUGGCUGAGGAUGCACCCAAUGAGUAG
Molecule: messenger RNA, 1188 nt
Organism: Menidia menidia (Atlantic silverside)
Lineage: Eukaryota; Metazoa; Chordata; Actinopteri; Atheriniformes; Atherinopsidae
Source: the annotation of a GenBank genome assembly